Diuraphis noxia (Russian wheat aphid) is the source of this 786-nucleotide messenger RNA. RefSeq lists its product as uncharacterized. Lineage: Eukaryota; Metazoa; Arthropoda; Insecta; Hemiptera; Aphididae. The record is from RefSeq and is a predicted model, not a curated record.
AUGAGCAAAAACGGUGUUGAUGUGUGCAUAUCAGCCCAAUGCUGUUGCAAACUGAUAACGAAAGUCCCGGAAAAACCAGCACCCGUACCAGUUGUGAAACCACGAAAUGCUUGCAGUGAACGUGCGAAAAAACCAGAAAUGAGUUUAUGCGAUUUUUUAAAAUCACAGCCUUUGCCGGACUGGAUAAAAGCCCUGCAGGAUAAUAGUGGUAGGGCGACAAAUUCAAAAGACAAGCAGUGUGGCUCGGUAAGGUCUGUUGCAGCACCAGCUCCAGUAAAUCGUAUUUGUAGUGAACCCACUGAUCUCAGAGCUAAGCAUUCUCAAAACCAUCAACAGGAUAUUCACCAGAGUUCGAACCAACUCCCGUCCGCCGUCCAUGAAGAUCGUAAUAUGUCACAGAUCAUCAUCAAUAUCGGGACGAUGAUAACUAACAGAGUCUGUAAGCAGAACUCAUAUCAGCAGACCGAUCCGGAAGUCCAGACUUCCGUCGGUCCGCCAACCAAACGUCCGACUUCUGCCUGUCCACCAGUUGAAUGUCCAACAUCCAUCUGUCCUAAAGCCGAAAAAUCGACCACUGACUCACCGCCGGCUGAACAUCCAACUGCUGUCAUUCCCCCCAAAGUCCAACCACUUGUGAUUGGAUCUAUUCCGGUAUCACAGGACCAUUCCUGUCGAUACCAGGGCAACCCAUCGUCAGCUAUUUCGAGCACGGAACAGAAACCCUUUUCCGAACCCAAAAUUAAGUCUAAGAUGAACUGUUGUUGUACUUGUCACUCGAACGUAUAA